CGUUGACGCAGAACAUCAUCCUCAUUGCACACUCACGAAAUACCAUCCUGGUUCCCUCGCAAAGAGCAUUCAUCUUGUGACCAUCGUUGAAUAUCUAUCUGGUCAAAUACCAUCCGGCAACAUGUCGUUAAUGGGCCACCAACCUCAGAACGAAGCGAUCGGAUACUCCUUCUCUCAGCCUCAUACCGCGACUGCUGCCAACAAACAGCAUUCGUUCUACCCAUACACGGAUAAUGGCGGUUCCACCCUAGGCAUCACAGGCGCCGAUUUCGCCAUCCUCGCCGGUGAUACCCGCUCAGUUGCAGGGUACAACAUCAACUCUCGCUUCGUUCCCAAGGUUUUCAAGAUUGGUGGUGAGGAUGAGACCGGUGAUGGUGCUCAUAUUCUCCUGUCGGUUGUGGGCUUCGCCGCAGAUGGUCAAGCGCUCAAAGAGCGGCUGGAUGCGGUGGUGAAGAUGUAUAAGUACCAACAUGGAAAACCCAUGUCUGUCGGGGCAUGUGCUCAGCGUUUGUCGACUAUUCUUUACCAGAAACGAUUCUUCCCCUACUACGUGACUGCUAUUCUAGCCGGUCUGGAUGAGGAGGGUAAAGGCGCCUUAUACAGCUACGAUCCCGUCGGUUCCUACGAAAGAGAGCAAUGCAGAGCGGCAGGCUCAGCGGCGAGCUUGAUUAUGCCCUUCUUGGACAAUCAAGUCAACUUCAAGAACCAAUACAUCCCGGGAAGUGGUGAGGGGCAUGCUCUCGAACCCAGGAAGCCCGAGCCACUACCGAGAGAAACAGUUGAGCAAUUGGUGCGAGAUGCAUUUACUAGUGCGGUUGAGCGACACAUCGAAGUGGGAGAUGGCUUACAAACGAUGAUCAUCACACGUCACGGCAUAGAGGAGGUUUUCACGCCAUUGAAAAAGGACUAAGGAGGCCGAAUCGAGACCUGAUCGUGCGCCCUGUCUAUUCCAUGUUUCCCCCACCACCCUUCUCUCUUCCUAUCUGUUCCCUGGUCAUCUGGCCUAGAAAUAAUCCUACUUGUUGAUGAGUUCGAUCCGUCUACGCCUACUAUGUAUUAUGUGAAAUUUCCAUAUCUUGUCCUAUCG
This is a messenger RNA of Aspergillus steynii IBT 23096, 1087 nucleotides long. RefSeq names its product proteasome core particle subunit beta 6 (gene prs3). The record is from RefSeq and is a predicted model, not a curated record. Bases 122 to 910 code for a protein of 262 amino acids. Gene Ontology annotation, cellular component: proteasome core complex. Lineage: Eukaryota; Fungi; Ascomycota; Eurotiomycetes; Eurotiales; Aspergillaceae. The transcript has 2 exons.